AUGAAAUUUUCAUCAACUAUUUUAUUUACAUUAUUGAACGCAUACUUAGUCUCCUGUCAGCCAGUACCUGAGGUUCAUACUGUCUAUGUUACGCACUAUACUACCAUUCAAUCAACUGUUAUAGACGGAGGAGAUGCAACUUCCAUCGCAGUCGCUGAAGAUACUGAAGCUACUGUCACUUCAUCUCCUAAUGAGACUUCUGGCGCAGGCGUUGCAAAUUUAGAUAACAAUGCCAAAGAGCUUACAACUUCCGCUUCUAUUGCUGCUACUGAUGCUCAAACUGCAAGUCAAGAUGCCGUACCUACAUCUAUUGCUAAAAGUGCCACUCCAGCUACUGAGACUUCAUCGAGUACUUCCUCCACUGGGACUUCACAACCUUCUUCGGGCGAUCAUUCUGGUGAAGGAACAUUUUACUCUACUGGAUUAGGCGCCUGUGGAAAAACAAGUCAAGAUACUGACUACAUUGUUGCUGUCUCUCAUAUAUUAUACGAAGAAAACCAGGUUAAUGGUAACUCGAAUGAUAACUCCUUGUGCGGUAAGAAAAUAAAGGCAACAUAUGAAGGAAAUUCAGUUGAAGUAACUGUAGUUGACUCAUGUGAGGGAUGCUCUGAAAAUGAUUUAGACUUUUCACCAAGUGCAUUUUCGCAACUUGCUGAUCAAAGUUUAGGUAGAAUUGAUAUCACUUGGGAGUGGGUUAAUUGA
This is a messenger RNA of Debaryomyces fabryi, 702 nucleotides long. RefSeq names its product Dag7p (gene DAG7). The record is from RefSeq and is a predicted model, not a curated record. Bases 1 to 702 code for a protein of 233 amino acids. NCBI's taxonomy places the organism in Eukaryota, Fungi, Ascomycota, Pichiomycetes, Serinales, Debaryomycetaceae. The transcript has a single exon.